CUCGUCAAUGACGGAAAGAUUGACUCCUUCGCUGUAUCAAGCCGCAAGGUCGACAUUUAUGUCCGUUCUAUUCGAAGAAACACAAGAAGAUGUGUUGAUUUCUCCCUCGAACAAGAAUUUAAUGUUGGCCAACUUCAGUCAAGCUAUGUGAAAGUGUAUACUUACUAUGAACCCGAUUUUUCCUGCGAACACUUCUACACGGCAGACAAGGCAAGUCCACUCUUGAAGUUCCACUGUGACCAGAAGGACGUCUGUAUUUGCGCCGAAGGUGGAUGUCCUCCAGCAGAUCCGCUCAAUCAGUUUCUAAAAAACAAAAACAACGAGUUUCUUCAGGAUACGGAGCAGCAGGAUCUUCUCAGAGAAUUCGCCUGUGAUGACGUUGACUACGUGUGGAAAGGAAAGGCGAAGAAGAAUGUUUCCAGAGAUGGGUUUAUAGAAGUGACUUUUCUUAUCACGCAAGUUUUGAAACCAGGUUACGAGAACUGCUUGGAAAAUAAGACACGCCGUAUCAAGGCGCGCGAUCGUUGUGGUGCUACUUUCAAUAUGGCUGACGACAAAGAAUUCAUCAUCAUGGGAAAAGACUCCGGGUAUAUUGAAGAAGAUGAAUGCAAGGAGAAACAGUACUUUUAUUUGAUCGACAGCAGUUCCCUGGUUUUCCCUGCAACACAUCAAAGCAGCAAGAGACGGAGGCUCGUGACUUGGUUCAUCAACGAGUUCUCCGACAAACCGGCGUGCUCCUUUUCAUGAGCCUUCUCCUGUGCAAUAUGCACAGCACCUUGAUCAUGCAGCUUUAUAAAUUUGAGUGCUGUAGAGAAA
Messenger RNA from Rhipicephalus microplus (southern cattle tick), 816 nucleotides. Its product is annotated as A.superbus venom factor 1. NCBI's taxonomy places the organism in Eukaryota, Metazoa, Arthropoda, Arachnida, Ixodida, Ixodidae. Gene Ontology annotation, cellular component: extracellular region. The record is from RefSeq and is a predicted model, not a curated record. Gene Ontology annotation, molecular function: protein binding; endopeptidase inhibitor activity.